AUGGCUACCAUCCAGAGAGCUGUCAUUUCGCUCCUCUUGAUCCUCUCGAUCACUUUCGUCUUCUUUGCUCAGAGCACCGAGGCUGCAAAGGGUCCAAAGAUCACUCACAAGGUCUACUUCGACGUUACCCACGGCGAUGAAGAGCUAGGCCGCAUCACCAUCGGUCUCUACGGCAAGACCGUCCCCAAGACCGCUGAGAACUUCCGUGCUCUCGCUACUGGCGAGAAGGGAUUCGGUUACGAAGGCUCUACUUUCCACCGCGUUAUCAACAACUUCAUGAUCCAGGGUGGUGACUUUACCAAAGGCGAUGGUACAGGAGGUAAAUCGAUCUAUGGAGAGAAGUUCCCCGACGAGAACUUCAAGCUCAAGCACACCCGCAAGGGUCUCCUCAGCAUGGCCAAUGCUGGCAAAGAUACCAACGGCUCUCAGUUCUUCAUCACCACCGUCAUCACCAGCUGGCUCGAUGGCCGCCACGUCGUGUUCGGAGAGGUCCUCGAGGGCUACGAGGUCGUGGAGAAGAUUGAGAACGUGAAGAAGGGUGCUGGAGACAAGCCGGUCCAGACUGUCAAGAUCGCCAAGAGCGGAGAGCUCGAGGUGCCAGAGGAAGGUAUUCACGCGGAACUCUAG
Molecule: messenger RNA, 627 nt
Organism: Alternaria incomplexa
Lineage: Eukaryota; Fungi; Ascomycota; Dothideomycetes; Pleosporales; Pleosporaceae
Gene: CPR2
Product: Peptidyl-prolyl cis-trans isomerase B
Exons: 5
Coding region: 1-627 (208 amino acids)
Biological process (GO): protein folding; protein peptidyl-prolyl isomerization
Cellular component (GO): fungal-type vacuole; endoplasmic reticulum
Molecular function (GO): peptidyl-prolyl cis-trans isomerase activity
Source: RefSeq, a predicted model, not a curated record